Molecule: messenger RNA, 1005 nt
Organism: Asparagus officinalis (garden asparagus)
Lineage: Eukaryota; Viridiplantae; Streptophyta; Magnoliopsida; Asparagales; Asparagaceae
Exons: 2
Coding region: 149-961 (270 amino acids)
Source: RefSeq, a predicted model, not a curated record
UCUAGAAGGCCCCUCAUGUUCUCUCUCGGAUUCUUUCCCGAGUCUCCGGCUCCCCGACUCCAAUUUCUUCUCAUCCUUCAGAACUCUUUAAAGGAGGAAAAAGCCCCAAAAUUAGGGUUAGGGUUAGGGUUUUGGAUUCGAGAGAAGGAUGCUGAAUCUCCAGAAGAGGCGAGUCCAGCUCGCGCUUUUCGUUGCAGGGCUCAUCGCCCUCAGCAUGACAGCUGAAAAAUUCCGGGAAUUUGUGGGAGAAGAAGCUUCAUCUAAGAGUGGUAAGUUCACAAUCUUUAACUGCUUUGAUAUGGGAUCAGGCACGCUCUCCUGUGGUAUCAAAGAGGGUGUAAAACUUUACGUCUACAAUAUCAGAAGUGCACAUGUGGAGAAAGUGAGACAGAGAGCCACCGAGAUGGCACUAGCUGAGGCCUUAAAGGAGGGUCUAAGCAACAGUGAAAAACAAUCCAUUAAAGCUGGAACCAAGGCAGCAAAGCUUGCCACUCGCCAAGCCAAAAGGAUUCUUGGGCCAAUCCUUUCAUCAGGAUGGGACUUCUUUGAGGCCAUUUACUAUGGAGGAAGCAUGACGGAGGGUUUUCUGAGAGGAGUUGGAACCUUGUUUGGGACUUACGUCGGUGGAUUCCAUGGAGAGCAGAGGCUUGGGAAGUUGGGGUACCUUGGUGGAAGUCAUUUUGGGAGUUGGAUUGGGGGAAGAAUUGGGUUAAUGAUUUAUGAUGUUGUGAACGGAGUGCAGUAUCUCCUUAAUUUUCCUCAGUCUGAGGAUAGCCCACAAGAAAUAAACACGUACAAGAGAGUGGAGGAUUCUGAAUCUUAUGAUUAUACAACGCCCUCAUCCAAAUCCACUGAAUCUUAUGAGUUUGCAACACCUUUAUCGGAUGAAUCCAUUGAUUACGAGAGUAGGAUUGAGGAUUCUGAUAACACUGAAUCUUCAGGUGGAUGGGGGUUCUUUUGAGGUAAUGGAAUUAGAUUGUAAAUUUUUCAAUGAUUGCCUCAUCA